Cooperia oncophora is the source of this 258-nucleotide messenger RNA. The record is from the annotation of a GenBank genome assembly. Lineage: Eukaryota; Metazoa; Nematoda; Chromadorea; Rhabditida; Trichostrongylidae.
AUGCAAUCUCUCUAUAUUGUUGUAGAUCGUCUUCUUUCGGGAACAGUUACUGGGAAACAAUCGGAUAUAAUCCGUGAGUGGUGCAGAGAUUGUCUCAGAGACUGCCAACAACUGCCGUUCACCCUUCUGUUGGAAGCAGUAAAUUCGGACUCGUUUCGGAAUUCUCUUUCGCCUUUUACGACAGAAAGAGAUACUUUCGGAGGAUUAUCAAGAUUUACAGCGAGAACGUGCCGAAGAGAUGCGAGAUCAGUUACUUAG